GUAAGAUGGAGCAGCUGAUCCGAGAGAUGCAACAUCCGGAAACAGGGGUUCCAGUGAGGAGCCAGAAACUGUUCCUCACAUCCAUUCCAUGUGCCUUUAUGGGAUACGAUCUUGUGGAGUGGUUGAUGGACAGACUUGACAUCGAAGAUAUAGUGGAGGCCAUCCACCUAGCUAACCUACUUUGUCAACAUGGUUACUUCUUUCCUGUUAAUGACACAAAGUUUGCGCUGAAAGACGACAGCACCCUCUACAGGUUUCAG
Limulus polyphemus (Atlantic horseshoe crab) is the source of this 260-nucleotide messenger RNA. Its product is annotated as regulator of G-protein signaling 7-like. The annotation marks the transcript as partial. NCBI's taxonomy places the organism in Eukaryota, Metazoa, Arthropoda, Merostomata, Xiphosura, Limulidae. Gene Ontology annotation, biological process: intracellular signal transduction; regulation of G protein-coupled receptor signaling pathway. The record is from RefSeq and is a predicted model, not a curated record. The transcript is spliced from 4 exons.